UGUCCAGCAGACAAAUAGUGCUAUUUGCUCUACACAAGCGAUAUUCAUCCCUACCGAACAGGACAAAAUGCUACCUACGCCGUCGGACAAAUAUUAUGCUUCUCCUCGGCCGUAUGUAUACAAUAGGAACUGGCCUACUCAGACUUUGACUCAAGCUCCGCGAUGGCUUUCAACCGACCUCAGAGAUGGCAACCAGGCAUUAGUCCAGCCAAUGAAUGGUGAUGACAAACUACGCUAUUUCCAAACCCUAGUCAAGCUGGGAUACAAGGAGAUCGAGGUCUCUUAUCCCUCUGCCUCACAGACCGAGUUCAAUUUCACCCGACACCUCAUAAGUACCCCUGGUACUGUGCCUGAUGACACGUGGAUCCAAGUCAUGGCGCCUUGUCGCGAGGAACUUAUACGAAGGACGAUUGAGGCUGUUCGGGGUGCAAGGAAAGUCAUUUUGCACAUCCACCUCUCUACGUCUGAUCUUUUCCGCGAAGUUGUCUUCAAAAUGACAAAGGGGGACAUAAUAGACCUCGCUGUUCGGUGUGUAAUGAAGAUUCGUGAACUCACGAAAGAAUCCUCGGAUGCUGAGAUGCACAAAACUAAAUGGACGAUUGAGUUUACACUGGAGAACUUUCAAGAUACAUCCGUGGAAUACGCAAUUGAAAUUUGCGAAGCUGUGAAAUUAGCCUGGGAACCCACUACUGAGAACAAAAUCAUCUUCAAUCUUCCAUCGACUGUCGAAGUAACAAUGCCAAACGUGUUCGCCGACCAGAUCGAGCUCUUCUGCCGCGGUAUCUCCGAGCGAGAAAAGGUCUGCGUAUCAGUUCAUCCCCACAAUGACCGAGGAUGCGGCGUGGCAGCAGCCGAGAUGGCUCAGUUGGCUGGUGCAGACCGAGUUGAAGGAUGUCUAUUCGGGAAUGGCGAACGCACUGGAAAUGUCGAUCUCGUCACGUUGGCCCUCAAUUUAUAUACUCACGGUGUUUCACCCAGAGUUAACCUGAGCAAUUUGAACGAGGUUGUCGCUAUGGUGGAGGAGUGCACAAAGAUCGCAGUCCAUCCUAGAGCACCCUAUGCAGGAAAAUAUGUAUUUUGCACAUUUACCGGUACGCACCAGGAUGCCAUACGAAAGGGAUAUAACAAACUCAAAGAAAGUGAGAGACUUGGUGCUACACGGGCAUCCAAGUGGAAAAUGCCAUAUCUCUCCAUGGAUCCAGUUGAUCUGGGAAGGCAACACGAAGCUAUUGUGAGGGUGAACUCUCAAAGUGGCAAAGGCGGCGUUGCCUGGCUUCUCAAAGAGAGUCUUAAUAUUGAUAUGCCGCGAGAUUUGGAAAUUGAAUUUACGCAGGUCGUGAAAGCACAUGCGAAUACCAGUGGCUCUGAGGUUACCCGGGAGACUAUAUGUCGCUUGUUCCGGAAACACUAUAUGCAUGUUGAACCUGAACGAUUCCGGCUGCUGAAUUGCAGAGCCAGCCAGCCCAAAGGAAAUCGGGAUGCUACAUACGUCCAACUGAAGAUUUCAGUACAGGGCUCAGACCGUGAACUUGAAGCAACUGGAGGUGAACUAUUACCUACCAUACUUGAUGCCCUUAGGUCAGUCGGUUACGACUACGAGGUACUGGACAACCAACUGCAAUAUAUAGCCAGCCAGGAUACGAUGACGUCUUUUAUCAGACUGGCUACAGCUGGAAACAUCGCUUCAUGGGGCGUGGGCAUGCAUAAGAACACAAAUUGGGCUGUCUCACAAGCAAUAUUGGUGGCAGGCCAAAAGAUAAUGGCAAGCCAACUCAACGAUAAUCUGUCCAAUUAG
Messenger RNA from Aspergillus eucalypticola CBS 122712, 1795 nucleotides. Its product is annotated as 2-isopropylmalate synthase. The transcript has 4 exons. Gene Ontology annotation, biological process: L-leucine biosynthetic process. The coding region runs from base 68 to 1795 and encodes 575 amino acids. Gene Ontology annotation, molecular function: 2-isopropylmalate synthase activity. NCBI's taxonomy places the organism in Eukaryota, Fungi, Ascomycota, Eurotiomycetes, Eurotiales, Aspergillaceae. The record is from RefSeq and is a predicted model, not a curated record. Gene Ontology annotation, cellular component: mitochondrion.